This is a messenger RNA of Penicillium nucicola, 678 nucleotides long. RefSeq names its product transcription factor. The transcript has a single exon. NCBI's taxonomy places the organism in Eukaryota, Fungi, Ascomycota, Eurotiomycetes, Eurotiales, Aspergillaceae. The coding region runs from base 1 to 678 and encodes 225 amino acids. The record is from RefSeq and is a predicted model, not a curated record.
AUGAGGCUUAGCAUCAGUAUCAUGUUCGUCACCAUUGUCUCAGCCUUUCUAUCGACUCUCUGCCAUCAGACCAUUGGCCGCUUAUUCCCCAUCAAUACCAAUCUUAUCUCGAAUUAUUUCAAUCGACGAACAGCCAUGGGCGACAUACCUGACGACUGGGUCGUACCAGACAACUGGACCUCGUGCUCCAGGCUCCCUCCUCUAUCAACGACUGAUCGGACCGAGUUUGGCGUCGGAGUAUGUAUGGUCUACGGCUACCCGUCCUCUGGCGGGGUUCUCAUUAAAGAAGCUGACCUUCUCGACCUGCUCUUCUUAUCACUCCCCCGUUCUUAUGCAUCACAGCGCUCACCCAGUGCCGAUGAAGAAGACAGAUUCUGUAAUCUAUUGCGACGGACUGGUCCUACUUGGUGGCUAAGUAAGGAGGAUAUGCUGGAGGCGCAGUCGGGUACAAGGUUUUUGACAGAGGAGGAAGAAACGGUGCUGGUGUUUGGUUGGCCAACGGAUGGCGUGGGUGUGUGGGUGUUGAGAUUUAAGAGUGACAGGCAACGUCCAAAAGAUUUUGGGAGAAUAAGGUUCGCGAUGAAUAUGGAUGAGAAGAUACAAAUCAUGAAAGAGUACGGCGCUACGUUCGUUAAAGAUGUCACGAAGGUGGAGGAACUUCAUGAUACCAGUGGUUAA